This is a messenger RNA of Mesocestoides corti, 648 nucleotides long. Lineage: Eukaryota; Metazoa; Platyhelminthes; Cestoda; Cyclophyllidea; Mesocestoididae. The record is from the annotation of a GenBank genome assembly.
AUGCCUCCCCUAGUCGUGUGUGCGGCAACCGAGCUCAUCGUCUUCUCCAUCCAUGUCAGUCGUGUGACAAUCUUUAGGCACAUCGGUCAGCAGAUCAGACACGAUCAGGCCGAGAACCGUGUCCGAGUUAACAAGCAGAAAGUCAGACGCAGACUCACCAAGAACGAGUUGAAGGCACGUGGAGAGGACAUCAUUCGUUCCAUCGUCGUCGAAACCAUGGAUCUUCGGUACAGCAAGCUGCUAUUCACCAACUAUCGGUGCGGCUGCAGCGUCCUGGCACGAAGCGGCUACGGAGUGGAAGCGAACGGUGUCGCCUGUGCAACGCUGAGAAUGCGCGCCUCGCGAAUUGGCGUAAUUGUCGUGCCGUUCGAGCUGUCCCGCCCCCGACCCCCCUCCAAGUGCACUGCAAACACUGGAAUCGCCCCUCCCCCACACUACCACCACCCCUCUGUAGACGCCUCUCAGACGACGGGGUUAAGGCGCUCCAUCUGCUACGCCCGCACUUGUCAGAACGACACACUUCGGUAUCUGAAGGCUCAGCCCCUGACUACAUCGGUCGGUGUUGAAGAAUUGGUACGGGAGACCAUGUUUCUUCUGACAAUGAUGAUGACCAUCACUGAGGCAAAUUACAACGUCGAAAAUGCAUGA